Messenger RNA from Pestalotiopsis fici W106-1, 1029 nucleotides. RefSeq lists its product as uncharacterized. The transcript is spliced from 2 exons. Lineage: Eukaryota; Fungi; Ascomycota; Sordariomycetes; Amphisphaeriales; Sporocadaceae. Bases 1 to 1029 code for a protein of 342 amino acids. The record is from RefSeq and is a predicted model, not a curated record.
AUGGAUGGGAGCUGGAGUCAGGCUUGCCCAUUCAAGACGCGGCUAUUGGAGGCGGCAAAAACCGACGCAGACCACGAUGACCUCGAAGUCCUUCUGCCUGCUUCACUUCGCAUCCGUGAUGAGAUUACAAUUCCCAGGCUGGAAGAGACGCGAUGGAUAAAAAAAGAACUCGACUUGACGAGGCUCAACCAAAUGUUUGGCUACUUGUGGUUGGCGGGUCGGCCCAUGCCGCCCCGACCGCUUCAUUAUCAAUUGUUGCUCGGGCGCGACAUCAUGAUCACGGAGCAGAUGGACUUGCACCUGGUUUGGACAGGCAGUCGAAUGUUUCUCAAGCCUCUUCCUCGAUUCCUGCUCGAGCCACAGUUGUGGACCCAAUUUCUGUGCUGUAAACAACAGUGCAACUGCAGGGGAACGAACAAGCAGUCAGCGGAGAUUCAAGGAGCCGAGUGCAAGCGGUCGCUCUGGAGAGCCGCUAAUGGUUUCCUCUUCUCUUAUGCGGCGCUGAUCAGCUACGAAAGUGAUUUUCGCAUCGCCCAGGAGAAGAACCUUAUUCCGCCCGAGGUUUCCUGGCUUGCUUGGAGAGCCUUUGUGCGAGAGCUGAAAACAGAGGGUAUCUACGGCAGGGUGGACCCCCGCUUUUUGUAUGGAGAGCUGCGGCUGGGGCGACUGAGCAAAAUCCAUCGAUUAUCGCACUUGUCAUUGCGGGGUUACUCUCAAGCCUGGAAUCAGUACGCGUCCCUUUUCGAGACCAACUUUACUCUCAUCGCCUCGGUCGUUGUAUACGUCGCCUUCAUCCUGGGGGCGAUGCAGACUGGUCUUUCAACAUCAUACGCAGAAAACGAUGCCUUUCAAGCCGCAAGCUGGGGAUUCACAGUCUUUUCUAUAUUAGGACUUGUCAUUGUCACGGUCUUGGUAUUCUUGUUGUUUUUGGCCAUGUUUGCCAGCAAUACAGUGGCAACAUUGUCAUACCGAAAGAAGAGGAUGCGUGAUAUUUCUAAUCAUUCGCAAGGCGUAUCUACAGAGCCUUGA